CCGCCAUGCUCUCCCUCACCAUCCCGCGCGUCGCCCUGCGCGCCGCCGCGCCGCAGCGCCAGUUCGCCGCCGCCGGCCUGCGCUUCGCCAGCACAAAGACGCUCACCGAGGCCGUCGCCGAGGUCAUCCCGCAGAAGCAGGAGCAGCUCAAGAAGCUCAAGGCCGACUUCGCCGACCGCAGCCUCGGCGAGGUCAAGGUGAGCAACCUGCUCGGCGGCAUGCGCGGCCUCAAGGUCAUGCUGUGGGAGGGCAGCGUGCUCGACGCCGAGACGGGCAUCACCUUCCACGGCAAGACGAUUCCCGACUGCGAGAAGGUGCUGCCCACCGCCAAGGACGUCGGCCAGCCGGGCAAGGAGAUGCUCCCCGAGUCCAUGCUCUGGCUGCUCCUCACCGGCAACGUGCCCAGCGCCGAGGAGGCCAAGCAGCUCUCCGCCGAGCUCGCCUCCAAGGGCAAGCUGCCCGCCUACCUCGAGAAGAUCAUCGACAGCUUCCCCAAGUCGCUGCACCCCAUGACGCAGUUCGCCAGCGCCGUCGGCGCCCUCAACCACGACAGCGCCUUCGCCGCCGCCUACACCAAGGGCAUCAAGAAGGCCGAGUACUGGAAGCCGACGCUCGAGGACUCGAUUGACCUCAUUGCCAAGCUGCCCGCCAUUGCCGCGCGCAUCUACUACAACGUCUUCGGCCGCGGCGACGGCUCGCAGGCCAUCGACCAGAGCAAGGACCUGAUCGGCAACUACGCCGAGAUGAUCGGCUACGGCGGCAACGAGGGCCUCACCGACUACCUGCGUCUCUACAUUGCCAUCCACGGCGACCACGAGGGCGGCAACGUCUCGGCCCACACGGCGCACCUUGUCGGCAGCGCCCUGUCCGACCCGUACCUGUCCUACUCGGCUGCGCUCCUGGGUCUUGCUGGCCCGCUGCACGGCCUCGCCAACCAGGAGGUGCUCGGCUGGGCGCUCGGCAUGCAGGACAAGGUCGGCAAGAACCCGACCGACGACCAGGUCAAGGAGUACCUGUGGUCGACGCUCAAGUCGGGCCGCGUCGUGCCCGGCUACGGCCACGCCGUGCUGCGCCGCCCCGACCCGCGCUUCUCGGCGCUGAGCCGCUUCUGCGACACGCGCCCGGAGCUCAAGGAGAGCGCGCUCGUGCAGCUCGUCCAGCAGGUGUCCAACAUCGCGCCCAUCGUGCUCAAGGAGCACGGCAAGACUGCCAACCCCUUCCCUAACGUCGACGCCGCCUCGGGCUGCGUGCUGUACGAGUACGGCAUGUCGGAGUUCAAGUACUACACCGUCAUCUUCGGCAUCUCGCGCGCCAUCGGUGCCCUGCCCCAGCUCGUCAUGGACCGCGCCCUCGGCCUGCCCAUCGAGCGGCCCAAGUCGAUGAGCAUGAACGCUCUCGAGGCUCUGCUCAAGAAGUAAAGCGGCACACCCGCCGCCCCCUCUGCCGCUCCUCCGGCACGCUCCGUGUUUGGCGCCCCUCUCUCGUUCAGUCUCGCCCAGGUGCGGCGGGGCGAGCAGGUGGGAAUAGAAAUGUCAUGCUCGCCUUGCUCCAUCCAUCCCCAGUGCGAGCGUGCGAGUGAGGCUGUCUUCAGCGCAGUCCGUGCCGCUCAGCGCGUCCUUGCCGCUCAGCUCAGUCCUUGCCGCUCUCCUCGCCAAUCUUGCCCUGGCUGGUGAUGGUGCCCUCGACCUCCUUCUCGACCUCGCGGCCCAGCUCCUGCAGGCGCUCGAGGUCGUUGCCGAUGAGCGAGACAUCGACGCCGUUGUUCCACUUGGGGUACGAGCCGACCUUGAUGCCCUCGGCCUUGCAGCGCUCCGUCAGCUUGACCAGGAA
This is a messenger RNA of Tilletiopsis washingtonensis, 1830 nucleotides long. RefSeq names its product citrate synthase-like protein. Gene Ontology annotation, biological process: carbohydrate metabolic process; tricarboxylic acid cycle. The transcript has 9 exons. The record is from RefSeq and is a predicted model, not a curated record. Gene Ontology annotation, cellular component: mitochondrial matrix. Bases 6 to 1418 code for a protein of 470 amino acids. NCBI's taxonomy places the organism in Eukaryota, Fungi, Basidiomycota, Exobasidiomycetes, Entylomatales.